CUCAAUAGCCUCAUGAUGUGAUUAUCUUCAUCUUUCUCCGCUUUGUAUUCCUAUUCCUUUCACCCACAUGAUCGGUUUUCUUGCUUCUUUUUUUUUUAGCUUCACUAAAAUCAGUCCUUCCAAUCUUCAUUCAUUAGUCCUGAAGAUGUCUAGCGGGAAGAAUUUUGCAGAAGGAUCAUCAAGCUCUCCCAGUGAUCACCAGCACCACCAGCAGCAAACAAUACCAAGCCGUUAUGAGUCGCAAAAAAGAAGGGACUGGAACACCUUUGGGCAGUACCUAAAGAACCAAAGGCCCCCAAUUCCACUCUCCCAGUGCAGUUACAACAAUGUGUUGGACUUUCUUCGAUAUCUUGACCAGUUUGGAAAGACCAAAGUUCACCUCCAAGGGUGUAUAUUUUAUGGACAGCCGGAGCCACCUUCACCUUGUACCUGCCCACUUAGACAAGCUUGGGGAAGCCUAGAUUCCCUCAUUGGGCGGCUUAGAGCUGCUUAUGAAGAGAACGGAGGCUCAAUAGAAACAAAUCCCUUUGCUAACAGCGCGAUCAGGGUUUAUCUUCGAGAGGUAAGGGAGUGUCAAGCUAAAGCAAGGGGGAUCCCAUAUAAGAAGAAAAAGAAGAAUACUAGUCAAAGCAAGGGAAAUGAAGAGAGUUCUACUACGCACUUCUCUUGAUUCGUGUCGCCAAAUCAAUGUGGGUCACGGGGGAAAAAUUGAAUCAGAAGGAAUGUUGAGAUCAAGAUACUACUGCAUGCAUUGGAUCAGUUUCUGUCGUCUUUACUUGGACCACAUGAGUACGUACUCAUUUUUAACUUUCGAGUUAAUUAGGAAGUAAUUCAGUACUGUUUGUGAUCAGCCUGCUGGUCUUGAAAGUCUGUCUAUAUUUCAUUUACCUCUUGGAGAAUGUAAAAGCACUUGCUAUAUAUACUGCAAACCCGUAGCUCAUGUAUGUAA
Juglans regia (Persian walnut) is the source of this 949-nucleotide messenger RNA. Its product is annotated as protein LIGHT-DEPENDENT SHORT HYPOCOTYLS 10-like. Gene Ontology annotation, cellular component: nucleus. NCBI's taxonomy places the organism in Eukaryota, Viridiplantae, Streptophyta, Magnoliopsida, Fagales, Juglandaceae. The coding region runs from base 68 to 670 and encodes 200 amino acids. Gene Ontology annotation, biological process: mRNA transcription; response to light stimulus. The record is from RefSeq and is a predicted model, not a curated record. The transcript is spliced from 2 exons.